CCAUGUUGCUGGCCUUCGUGGAGGGGCCCGACAGGCACCCUGCAGACGAGGGAUCUCAGGAAGUGCUGCGGGGGAAACUCCGCCUCCUGGAGGCCGACAGCGCGGAGGUCAACGCUCUCUUCACAGAACUCUCUGCCAGGCUGGUCUCCAUCAACAGUGAAGAAAACGUCAUAUUAGUCGCAUUCAAAACAUUCGAAGAGAUAUGGAAGUUCACCACGUAUUACACAAUGGGUUUUCUGGGUCAUUGCAUGGAGAACCUGCUCCUAGACCAGGACUUCUGGUUGAGCUCUAUGGACCAGAAGGACGUGGGCAUAGAGAUCUCUAUCCAAGAGGAGACUCUCAACCUCAUGUACAAAGGCAUCCUCAUGCAAGAGGGUUCCUUCUUUGCCAGCUGCAGUUCCACCCAGAUGUUUGACAGCUCCACCUCUGGUAGUGACCUCUACCUGGAGCAGGGGGACAUAGCCCUGUUCGAGCCCCCGUUCUUGGGGUCGGGGUGGACUGUACUCUCCCUGGGGGAUGGAGCCCGGGGGACCAAGCCCAAACCAGCCCUGGAGCCCGUCAUACCCUUCCACCAAUGGUUCUUGAAAUCCUGUGCGGAGAACAUCUUAGUUGGUAGUGGCAAGCCAGCAUGUGACUUCCUCUGCCAGUUUGCCACAGGCUCCUGCGUUGCCACUGUGGAGUAUGACGCCGGAGGGCCAGAUGAGCUGAGCCUGGAGCAGGGUGAUCGCAUCAUCAUUGUAGGCCUGUUGGUGUCGUGCUUCGAGUGGUUCACUGGCAGGCUGGAGAGGACAGGAGAGGUGGGACUGGUGAGGACAACACUGGUCAAGCCAGCUGAUGAUACCCUUCGUGAGUCGGCGGACAUAUUCCUAGACAAAGAAGAAAGGUUGUUUUUUAACCUGAGAGAAGAGCAGAUCAAAGAAGAAACUAUUGCCUUGCUGAAGAAAAUCUCCCAGAAUGAUGUUGGAUCUGUCUACAAACUUGAUCUGAUUGAUCAACAGGAUUCUCCAAAGGAACUAACUCAAAAUGGUUCCCAAGGAAACAUGGACGCUCACCACCAAGCAGAACUAAAGAGGAAGAUAGAAGAGAUUCUACAAGAAGUGAAGGAGAAAGUGCCUUGUGCGACUGUGACUACAAACGGAACUCUGGAGGACCACAGUGAGUCUUCUAAGACUAUAUUACCCAGUGGGUCUCACUUCACCAUCCACCCAGUAGAGGAAGGCACCCCCACCAACCAAGAGAAACUCCUUCCUCUUCUAUCCUUCCUGGACGGCUCUGACUACAAGCCAGAUUUUGGCACCCUCUACGGACAAUCCCCGGAACUGCUCCUCGCCACAUUCAACGGCCACUCGGACAACAUUGACGAAUUGGUUGCAUACUUAGGCAUUGCCAGGGAAAUGGCCAGGAAGAAGCGUCUCCAUUGGUCGCAGAGCCGCCUCUGUUUGCUUUUGGGGAAACUCUGUUCGGGAAGCUCAAAAUUCUCCCAGGCUCGCGUCUACUUCGAGGAGGCCCUCAGUAUCCCUCGAGACGGAUUCAUGGACAUGCUAAUGCUAGCUAGCAUCUACGUUAACCUAGCUGUGAUCUAUCUCAUGCAAAAAAACACAGAGAAGUACUUUGCUCUGUCAGAGCGGAUUGCUGCAUUGCUCAUGGGUAUCCCUGACUGCGUCUCUACUGUAGAGAAAGACUCUGAAGUCCUCAAGUUCAUCCUGAAGAAGGCGGUUCUCGCUCAUAACAAGAUGGCCGAAGCACGCGCUUGUUUCCUUCUAGCAAAGCUCCACUGGAGGCGAGGCGAGGGGACGGACGCCGUGCCGUUCUUGGAGAGGCUUCUGGUUCUCUCGGCGGAGCCCCCAGGUGUCCGGAGCGUCACGCCCAGUCACGGCUACCUGAGCCUGGGGAGACUGUACAGCCAGCUCUCCCUCCCCCACCUCUGUAUCAGCUCAGCCAGGAGAGCCACAAUGCAUCCGUCCGCUAGGCUAGCCAAUUGUCUGAGUGGAAUGGGGUUAGUGCUGGAGAACACAGCCAGACUCUAUGGGAUCCGGAAGCAGGAAGUCGCCAUUCCUGCUCAAGUGGCUCCGUAUCUGAGCCGGUCGCUCUCUUUCACUUGGGAAUUAGAUGGAGUCGGUGGCAAUGGCGACCACACUCUAAGCCAGGCACUCACACUUUGCCUAUCCCAGCUGUUUCAGAAACACAGGAUGCUAGGACGCGCAGUAUGCUCCAUGCACACUCUCAUAGACCAUCAUUGCGGGCCGUCAUCAUCAUUGGGCGCCACUAGCAGCCCUGAACGCAACAGCGCCCUCGUGUGGCUAGCCUGGCUGCACAUCUGUAACAGCCAACCGGAGGUAUCUCUAGACGUCCUCGACUCAGUGCUGGCCUCCAUGCCAGAACACUGCACUACCCAACAGGAAGGAUUGGUCCACAACAUGAGGGGUGUGGCACUUCGAUGCACGGGAGACCUGCGGAGGGCGGCAGAGAGCUACCAGGCGGCCAUUAAUGUGUGUGAGGAGUUCGAAGACAGGGCCAACUGGGCAGUCGUGCAGGCUAACCUGGGGAUGCUGUGUCUGAAGGCUGGGGCUAAGGGUCUGGCGGAGGGGCACCUCACGGAAGCCGUGGCGCUGUUCUCAGAGCUGGGUGGAGAGGAGCAUGAGGUGAACUUUAUAACAGUGCUGUUGGAGCUGGGACAGCACUGUGUGAACCAGAGACUCCUGGGAAGAGGGAAGAUCUACUUUGAGUGGGCUCUGCUGAUGGCCAUCAAGUCAAACCAUUUAGACAGCCAGUUAAGUGCGACACAGCGUCUGUGCCACCUGUACGGAGCUGUAUGUUCUGACGCAGCUCAGUGCAUCAUCUACAACGAACAUCAGCUGACCCUACUGGCGACCCGGGGAGACAGGGGACAGGAGGGGGAGGUGCUGGAGACCAUCAGCCAGCUAUACCUCAGUCUGGGGACAGAGAGGGCUAGGCGGUCUGCUCUGGACUACACCAAACGUAGCCUGGGUAUCUUCAUAGACCUUGGCCGGAAGGAGAAGGAGGCAUAUGCCUGGUUGCAGGCUGGGAAGAUAUACCACAUGCUGGGCCAAACCGAACUGGUGGACCUCUAUGUACAGGUGGCCCAAGAUGUGGGCCUGAGUACAGGAGACACACACUUUAUCCUACAGCUGCUGGAGGCAGCAGGGGAUGUCUUCUUCAAUAGCAACCAGGAGAGAGAGAAGGCUGUCUGCUUCUAUAGGGACCGUGCCCUGCCCAUCGCUGUGAGGACCAGCAGUGCAGAGGCCAGACUGAGGCUGUCUAACAAGCUGGUGGAGCUGCUACUGCAACUGAAGCUGUAUGGAGAGGCUGUGGAGUACGCCCAGGCUGCCCUGGACAUCAGUGUUACACUGGGAAAUAGUCUAAACGAGCGUGUGGCCUUCCACCGUCUGGCUACCCUGUACCACUGUCUGGGUCAGUUUGAACUGGCUGAACACUACUACCUGAAGACCCUCUCCCUCUGCCCCACGCCCCUGGAGUUUGAUGAGGAAACCCUGUACUACGUCAGAGUCUAUCAGACGCUAGGGGACAUCAUCUUCUACGACCUGAAGGACCCCUACGACGCCGCGGGGUACUACCACCUGGCGCUGGCAGCAGCCAUGGAUCUCGGCAACAAGAAGUCCCAGCUCCAGCUCUGCACGCGAUUGGCUUCGAUCUACCACAACUUUCUGGUCGACCGGGAGCUCUCGCUCUUCUUCUACCAGAAAGCGCGAGCGUUCGCCUCAGACCUCAACGUACGCCGCAUCAACCUCUCGCCCGACCAGAACUUCAGUAGUAUGUCACAGUACAAGUCGAAUAGGGUUAGCAUUCAGGAAACAACAACAAAGUAACCACCAAACCGCCAUCUUGGUUUGAAGCUAGGGAGAAGAAGGGAGAGGUUAAGGGUAUCAGAGGAAAUUGUGCCAAGUGGAUGUCAUAUGUUUGGUUUGAAGAAGUGUACAUAUGUAAUUUUGAGAUUUUUAAACCGUUGAGAUGUGUUGAUAUGAUUUUGCCAAUUCGGGUUCUGUGCCGUACUGAACAAUUUCACUUAUAUAAUCAUACAGCAAUGACCGAAUAUCUACAAUUGUCUUCAGUUGAAGACCUGAAAUUAGUUAAAGUCGUGUUGGUUAAAGGAAUGAAUCAUGAAAGACAUAUCGCUAAUAAAAUUAAUAUGAGAAUCAAGAGAAGAUAAUGGGAGUGUUAAGGUUCAGUUGAUGCAGUUUAUAGUGGAGUGAACUGCUUUCCACAAAUGAGUCCUAAUCUAGGAUCUGUCCAUAUAAUCUUAUUCAUUAUUAUCUAAAAGACUAAACUGAUCCUAGAUCAGACACUUUGUGGAUACCUGCCCUGACCUCUCAUCAUAUCCAUGUCAUUAAAGGGAAGCGUAGAGCCAUGACAAGCGCCUUGAGUUUAUCCUGGUCAGCUCUCUAGUCAGUAAAACUCCAGCCCCUAUAAUCAUAACUGAUGAGCCACCAAUGCCUUUUUUGUAUUGUUCUCUGUUUCUUGCAAUAAACAAUCACUAUGAUGCAGUCUUUAUAAAAAUCUA
This is a messenger RNA of Coregonus clupeaformis (lake whitefish), 4540 nucleotides long. RefSeq names its product SH3 domain and tetratricopeptide repeat-containing protein 1-like. Gene Ontology annotation, molecular function: protein binding. The record is from RefSeq and is a predicted model, not a curated record. The transcript has 18 exons. Lineage: Eukaryota; Metazoa; Chordata; Actinopteri; Salmoniformes; Salmonidae. Bases 3 to 3848 code for a protein of 1281 amino acids.